Haliotis rubra (blacklip abalone) is the source of this 4485-nucleotide messenger RNA. Its product is annotated as O-acyltransferase like protein-like. Bases 195 to 2867 code for a protein of 890 amino acids. NCBI's taxonomy places the organism in Eukaryota, Metazoa, Mollusca, Gastropoda, Lepetellida, Haliotidae. Gene Ontology annotation, molecular function: acyltransferase activity, transferring groups other than amino-acyl groups. The record is from RefSeq and is a predicted model, not a curated record. The transcript has 15 exons.
UUGGCCGUUUGUGAACACUCCCUAUCAUAAAGCUCGCGACGACUGGCAACAGCGGACGUGUUUGGUAGCGCUCGUGAGUUGUCCAUAUCAGAUCCUCCGACGACCUCAGUCUGAAAUGUAAAGACCAAUACGUCUCUAAAACCAUCUGUUAGAGCGGAAACUAUACAUUGAGUAAAAUUGGAUGAACUAGAGCCAUGAUUCGCCAUGCAUUAUUCGCCGGUGUGGUGUUUACAUUUCUGUCGUAUGUUUCCGGGCAAGCUGACUUAGAGCACAGUUACACCGCGGACAAGCAGCCCCUGAAUGAAACAGCCCUGUUUGUGGCCGACGCUUUGUAUAAACACCCCAAACUGUUCCGUAAGCUGCUGAAGAUCGGUGCUGCUGCUAAGCCAUUGUUGAAUGUUGGGGGAGAUGACCCAAAAACUUCCAUGUUUUUGGACUUUGUCCUGGAUCUAUUACCAGGAGUGCUGGGGUCUCCUCAAACCGCCAGCAUCCUGGAAAUCCUGGCAGACGAGCUCCACAGAGUCAACAUCACUGAUGUGUAUCAGUACGUCCAAAGUCAACACUGGAACCAAACCGACCCAAGGACAAAGCAGGCGAUCAGUGGAAGCCUUUUAAAAAGAUUUGAUAAACUCAGAGCUGCCCGGAGAGUCCUGACGCGUUAUUCCGCUCGUGAUUUUCUUCCCAGGACCAGCAACGACACCAUCACCGACGUCUGCUACAACGACAUGAUGAAUUUCAUGGACGCCCUCGUCAGCGCUCAAAUCCCACCAAGAGACAACCUCAACUACACUUUCAUUCCCUGGGCUCUCAACAUGUUCGACGCCUUCGGUAAACCUACCGGUGGUAUCACUAAAGGUUCCCUCUACUGGGUCGGGUCAUAUGACCUUUGCAUGUCCAUCAAGGCGGGACUUCCGGCGGGCGUCGUUUUGGGAAACAGGACACUCUCGACCCCGAUCAAGUUCAAUGGGAAGUUCUGUAGAGCCCAGUUCAGACUUCCGGAAGCGGUGAUCAAAAGUUUCAAUGUGGACACACGCGGGGUCAAGAUAAGUCUCUCCUGGGGAAUGUGUGUGCCUGAUUCUUGCCACAGCAAUGACAUCGCCCAAAUGUUUGACUUAGGAAUUAUCAAGGGGAAAGGAAUGACACCCCACACGGUCACCUGCUUCGAGGACAAGGAUCUCACCAAAGACACAUCGGGACUCGUUGCUGCCAUUAUCUUACUGGUCUUCGUUGUCGUCGUGGUAUUCUCCACUCUCGUGGAUGGAGUCGGCGAUUGGAUAAAAGACAACAUCAAUACUGAUAACGAAGAGAGCGACAACACCUACGAAUUGAGUAAAAUCAACGGCAACGUUAAUGGUGGCUACGUGGCCGGUCCGGAUGAGGGUAGUAGUCAGAAUGUGAUGGAGCUGAAAUCAGCGGGCGAACUCCCCCCUGCCUACACCCCCCACCAGAACGACAAGGGAGACCUGGGAGAAGAGUAUCUGAAUGGUGGAGCCAGGAAGAUCAAUAACACCUCGGGGGUCAAGGUUAGCAGGCCCUCCAAAGGGAAACCGAAACAAACAGUGUGUCAGCAGUUGACCAAGGCAUUCUCUCUGUAUACAAACAUCCCCAAAAUCCUGAACGGGACAAAGAACCCUAACGCCAUCCAUUGCCUGCACGGCAUCAGGUUCUUCAGCAUCUUGUGGGUUAUCCUCGGCCACACCUACAACUACGGCAUCAUCUCAGCCACUGACAACCCUACGACGGAGAACCUGAUCGACGCUGACAAGCUGUUCCAUCGCUUCUCCUUCCAGGGAAUCCAAGCUGCAGGUUUCGCCGUGGAUACAUUCUUCCUGCUAAGUGGUCUGCUGAUCUGCUUCCUGACCUUGAAGGAUGUAAAGAAGAGGCCCGUCAACUGUGGCUACAUGGGGAUGUUCUACUUCCACAGAUACUGGCGCCUGACCCCCAUCUACAUGAUCGUCAUGAUGGCAUUCUCGUGUCUGUACCGUUAUUUGGGAGAAGGACCUCUCUGGCCGGCAGACUUACCGGCCGCGGACAACUGUAAGCAGUACUGGUGGACCAACCUCCUCUACGUCAACAACCUCGUCCACGUCGACAACCAGUGCCUGGGAUGGUCGUGGUACCUAGCUGAUGAUAUGCAGUUCUACGUCAUCUCACCUUUGUUUAUCCUCCUUCUUCAUCGCAUCCCUGUUGCUGGUGUCCUGACGACCGUGUCGAUGAUGUUCGCCGGGAUUGGCUCUUCUUUCGCGAUGGAAUACAAGUACGGCGGAGACAUGUUCAGGAUGAAGGAGAAUCCCCAUUACUGGGCGGACGUGUACAUCGUCCCCUGGACCCGUGUCGGUGCCUACUGUGUCGGCAUCCUCCUCGGCUACAUCAUGUUCAAAACCAAGAAAGGAACGCUGUCUAACAAAAAAGCUCUGAUUGGCUGGAUUCUGACGUUCGCUGUGGGUGUGACGUUGUGCUAUGUGACGUAUGACUACCGCGCUGAUGGCAAGGACCCAUGGCCGAGGUGGGGAACGUCAAUUUAUGAAUCGUUCGGGAGGCCGCUGUGGGCGAUGUGUGUCGCCUGGAUCGUCUACGCGUGUCACAAUGGAAAAGGAGGCAUCAUCAACAGCAUCCUGUCCUUCAGCGGCAUCAUCCCGCUGUCGAGGCUGACGUAUGCCGCCUACCUCCUCCAUCCCAUAAUGAUGAUUAUCUAUGUCUACGGCAGAAAGUCCCUCCUCUACAUCAGCGACUACGACAUCGCUUACCUGUACAUGGGUCACGUGAUCUGUACCUACCUGGCGGCGUUCUUCUUCUCCAGUAUCUUUGAAGCACCGUUCCUCACACUGGAGAAGAUACUCUUCCGGCGCGGCGGCCAUUCAAGCUAAUAAUGCAUUUUAUUGGCCACAUAACUUCUGCGUUGGAAUUUCAAUUAAAUAGUCUUAAAAAGCGCAAUGCAUUUGAAUUACGAUGAAAACCGUAGUACAGGUGCACUCUGUUAUUUUAAAGUCGUCACAAUGCAUCUUUAUAAGCUUUGUUUUAACAUCAAUUAUUUUGUGCAUCUUGUGAUAAACGAUAAUGGCCAGUCCAACCAAAGGCGUAUAAACGUAUAUACGUCUUUGGUCCCACCAAUGUUUGGGUACAUAUGUAUGCUUUCGUAUUUUGCUACGGGACAGUCACACUGACCUAGUUAUUGAACAAAAAACAGACAAUUCAGGGCAAGAAUGAUUUAGUUUUUCGCAUGUUAUACAUGUUGCAUUCUGUUCAUGACUAUAACCCCGUUCUAUGUAUAGAUACAGUGAUCUGAUUAAUAUUCGUCGUGUUGUUUGCAUUUUGUUUCAUGUGUUUUUAUUAAUGAUGUUUCUGUUUACGUUUAUGUUUGAUUUUGUAUUGUCACAAAACCCGAUAUUGUGAACAUCAAACGUUGGAAUAUCGAAUUUAUUUUUAGACAGUCAUUGAUACAAAAUUGUCCGACAAUGUUGAUUAUGAGCGUCAUUUGAUAAGAAAAUCUGGCUUAUAUUAAAUUAAAAUCUGCAGAUAGUAUGUUUACCUUUUCGACAAAGUAAAUGUUUCGAAAAUAUAAGUAUUUCUGGAAUUAACAUUGAUGUUAAACUAAGGGAUAAUGUAAGUGGACUUAGUAUAAAAGUUUACUUUACUAACGCCAUUUUGAACAGUUCUAUAACGGUGUAGUUAUAUACACUCAGAGAGCAUGUGAAACUAACAGAUAAUAAUGUAUAUUUUCAAGGUUUAUAAUCAUUUAAAAAAUAUGCUACUGUGAAAAAGAAACACUAAUGUAAGCGUGAUUGGCGUAUUAUUCUGCGUGUGAGCAUUUACGAUAUAAAUGAUUUAAGGUUGUUUAAUAUCAAGAGCUUGGGAGAGUUUACAAUACAAUUGACAGUCACUUCAUGUACUGUUAUAGUAUUACAGGUUUACUGUUGUUUUGUAUGUACGUGUAUCAUACAAGCUGUGAUAUUUGAAUCUAGUAACCCUCGUAAAUGUGACGUGUGAUCUAUUUCUAUAUAUUUUCAACAAAUAAAGAUGUUGUAUUUCAAUAUUUAUAUAUUUAUAUACAAAUGUGAUAUUCUUUUUUCUGUAAAUAAUAAUUUUGUUUACUUACAAAAAUUACCAAUAUGGCAAAACAUGUCUUAAUUUUUUAAAGUAUUAAUUGUUUGCAAUUAUAUGAUUCGAUGUAAAUACAAAAUAGCAAUUCUGCUUGUGUGCAUUGUGGGUGUAACUUCACCACUGAUGGGUAAUAUACUUAAGGGCCACUCUAUUUUCAGUCCUUCAGUAUUUAUGAAUGAUAUUACAAAAUCCAGAAAUUUUAUGAGCGAUUCCCUGUAUAUGGAAAUAAGUUGUAGUGUGUUUUCCUAUGUCUUGACUUAUCACACAAAGCGAACUUACAGCUGCAUGUAUGUACAAGGGAGAGAUACAAUAGUCGCUCUGUGAAAUAUGGACCCUGAUAUUUCCGAUCUUCAAAUAAAUAAUAAAAAAGAAGAUAGACUGAUA